Molecule: messenger RNA, 765 nt
Organism: Prorocentrum cordatum
Lineage: Eukaryota; Dinophyceae; Prorocentrales; Prorocentraceae
Source: the annotation of a GenBank genome assembly
UCAUCCAGAGCAGCCGCGCGGGGCCGCCUCUCCUCGCUCCCGGCCCCUUUGCUUGGCUCGCACCAGAGCCCGCCCCUGGGCCGCCCAAUGGCGGCGCCUGCGCGCGCAGCACGGCGCCCUCCUUGCCCGGGUGGCGGUUCUCGUAGCUGGAGAAGCCGCCGUCGAAGGCUGGCGGUCAGCGCGGCGAUCGGGUCCGACGACGUCGAGGCCGCCGCAGCUGCGUCGCGGCCGAGACCUGGCGGGCGGGGGACUCCAGCAACGAGCAGGGGCCGAGAAGGGCAGCACGCAUCAGCGGCGAAGGAGGACGUCCACCAGGUCGAGCACUGAGUACGGCGGGCCCGACGUUGGUGGAGUCCAUCCGCCUGCCACCGGCGCGGGGAGCGACGGCAUAGAUCGGAGGUUCAAAGAUGGGGCCCGAAACGGACCUCCGAACGUCUAUGUUUAUGUUGCUUGAUUCAUCUAGAGCACGAUGCUGCACUGUUCGCCUAUCAUCUUGCUGCAUCCUGCCCUCCCCCCGAGCUGGCCUGGGCACACGGCCCCAGCCGACUGGACGGCGUUGCGGAGCGCCGCGGCCGUCUGGAAAAGCAUGUAGCACCCAUUGCUUGGGACCGUAUGGUGGUGAGCGAAACGGCCUAAAGCCCUGGCCAGCACACCGUCCAUGCACUCCCGCUGGGGGGCUGUAAGCCCCCUCAGGAAGCCAAAAUGGCUGAAGCAUCGACGCGAAGGACCCAACUACAUUCCAACAGUUCCCCGACCUUGAGGCGU